Trematomus bernacchii (emerald rockcod) is the source of this 2163-nucleotide messenger RNA. Its product is annotated as GTPase IMAP family member 9-like. The record is from RefSeq and is a predicted model, not a curated record. The transcript is spliced from 3 exons. Lineage: Eukaryota; Metazoa; Chordata; Actinopteri; Perciformes; Nototheniidae. The coding region runs from base 474 to 1505 and encodes 343 amino acids. Gene Ontology annotation, molecular function: GTP binding.
UGGAACACCGGGGACACAUAUUCAUGUAUAAAAGACGUACAAAAGUGCAUUUUGCAUGAUAGGUCCCCUUUAAGGUCCCCUUUUUACUCAUAAAAAUCUAUGGUCUAAGAAUGAAAGGUUCUGUUUGUUGUAGAGUUUGUGAUUUUAGAUGAUGGGAUAUACGAAUAAAAAAGACUUGACAUGACUAGAAACACUGAAGACUACAUUCAUCAAAACAUGUCAUUUCUCUUGUACAUAUAAAGACAGUACUGCAUUUAAAACUAAUUAAAAAACAUCACUCAAAGACAAAGUUUGCUCAACCUUUUUCAUUUAGUCUCAAUGGAUAAAACAGCCUGUAAAAUAACACGUACACACCCAGUCUGUAUUGGGCGUGGUUUGCUGCAUGUAGCUAAAAGGAAUUGUUUCAAACAGUCUCUUAACUCUCUGUCCUUACCUCUCUGUAAACCAGCACAUCUGCUCUCUACAAUCCAAUAAUGGAAGGCUUUAUUACCAAAGACGUGUUCCUGCGACUUUGGCUGCUUGGGAGUGCGGUCGUCUUUCAACCAGGAGGUUGUGGGUUAGAGCCCAGCCCGUACAGUCAACAUGUCGACGAUUCCUCUGUCUGUUCGUCUCAACCUUCUACAAACUGCCACAACACAUUCUCGGGCCACAAUGAUAAGGCUGUCCGGAUUGUGAUCAUUGGGAAAACUGGAGCUGGGAAGAGCGCCACAGGAAACACCAUUUUGGGAAAACAGUACUUUAAAUCAGAGAUUUCUCCUAAAUCUCUGACUAAAGACUGUGCUAAGGCCUUUGGGGAAGUGGAUGGACAAAAGGUUGCUGUCAUUGACACUCCAGGUCUGUUUGACACCAGAACUGAAGAAAAGAAGAUCAGAAAAUAUAUUGUUCAGAGCAUUGUUUUUGCUUCUCCUGGACCCCAUGUCUUCCUGGUCGUCAUCAAACUGGGCAGAUUCACAGAGGAAGAAAAGCAGUCAGUUCAGAAGAUUCAGCAAAUCUUUGGAAAAGAUGCAGACAGAUACAGCAUGGUUCUCUUUACCCACGGUGAUGUGCUCAAAGCUAAACCUAUCGAAGAGUUCUUGAAGGAAAGUGAAGAUCUGCAGGAACUUGUGAACAGAUGUAACGGGCAGUACCACGUCUUCAAUAAUAAGGAGAAGGAUCGUUCUCAGGUCAGAGAGCUGCUCGACAAGAUCAGAAAUAUAGCAGAGAAGAACGGAGGAAGCCAUUACACCAAUGAAAUGUUCCAGGAGGCAGAGAGGGAGCUAGAAGAGGAGAAACAGAGAAUCCGUAAAGAGAGAGAGGAGGAAAUACACUUAGAGUGGGAGAAAAUGGAGAAGAAAAUAUUUGCGAAGUAUGAGCAACAAACUAUCUUUGAAAUGAAAAUGGUAAUUGAAACUCUUAAAAGAGACAUGGAGCAGGAAAGGAAGGCCAGGCAGGAAGCUGAGAAGAGCUCUUUCAUAAUGAGGUUUAUAAAUGGCGUAAUUAAAGCAUUUAAAUCCUUUUUUAAAUAACAGCCGGUUUGCGUGAGACAGUCAGGCUUGAUGCUGGACGGCAGCAGAUUUAGCAAACCUUUGACUGUCUGACUCCUUGUUAAUCUUCACCGUCCCCCUUUUUGAAUUUCGUUGUGUGAUUUAUAGUUUUCUCAGUUAUAUCAGGGGUGAGCUGUGACCAAGUCCUAAACAGUGUCACAGAAUGUCAAGAACAAAGAUGUUAAUAUGGUAAAGUGGUGUUAUUAAUCUGAUAUGAACUGAACAAUGUUUUUCGGAUGUUGUGUUUUCUUUGUUUGAUUGCUUUUGCUUUUACUAGAUAGUAAAAAGAAGAAAUAAGGUAGUAAGGUUGCUAGAUAGUAAAAAUAAGGUAUUAAGGUUUUGUACUUUAACUUCCUGCUCCCCCUAAGUUAUGCAGAUCUCUCUGAAAUGUAGUAAAGCCGUAAGACAGGUGGAAAGCUGGAUAGUGAAAGUUGUGUGUCUGCGUUCACCGGCUUGAACAGAUAGUACUUCUGGAACGCUCUCCCUGCGGAGAUCCGCAACAUCCCCACGCUUGACGCCUUCAAAAGGGCCCUCAAGAACCAUCUGUUUACUAAGGCCUUUGGCCCCUAAUCUAUUUGUUGUUUUGUCUGUCUGACUGGUUGUCUGACUGCCUUUUGUUUUGUUUGUUUGUUUUGCCCUG